Molecule: messenger RNA, 1622 nt
Organism: Ceratotherium simum simum (southern white rhinoceros)
Lineage: Eukaryota; Metazoa; Chordata; Mammalia; Perissodactyla; Rhinocerotidae
Gene: CCNJL
Product: cyclin J like
Source: RefSeq, a predicted model, not a curated record
AAUUCCCCUAGAGAGGGAGGGAGGCCCCCGGCGGCCCGGAGGCUGCGAGCCGCGGCAGGACGCGAGCGCACGCAGGGACGCGGCGGCCGGGGCGAGCCGGGCUGCGGGGGCGGCCGUCGAGAGCGUGGAGCACCCCGCGCGAGGGCCCAGCCGCGUGCAGGCACUCGGAGGCGCCGCCCGCUCGGCCCUGGGAGGGGCCCGGCGCCCGCAGCCCCCCACGUUCGGAGCGGGAUGCGGUGCGCCCGGGGAGCCCGGUAGCCUCGGAUCGCGGCGCUGCACACGCAAUGAUGGAUGAGCCGUGGUGGGAAGGGCGAGUCGCCUCCGACGUCCACUGCACCCUGCGCGAGAAGGAGCUGAAGCUGCCCACCUUCCGAGCCCACUCCCCACUCCUGAAGAGCCGCCGGUUCUUUGUCGACACCUUGACCCUGCUGAGCAGCCACUGCCAGCUCUGCCCCGCCGCCCGGCACCUGGCCGUCUACCUGCUGGACCACUUCCUGGACCGCUAUAGCAUCACCACCUCCAAGCAGCUCUACGCCGUGGCCAUCUCCUGCCUCCUGCUCGCAAGUAAGUUCGAGGAUAGGGAAGACCACGUCCCCAAGCUGGAGCAGAUAAACAGUACGAGGAUCCUGAGCAGCCAGAACUUCACCCUCACCAAGAAGGAGCUGCUGAGCACAGAGAUGCUGCUCCUGGAGGCCUUCAGCUGGAACCUCUGCCUGCCCACGCCUGCCCAUUUCCUGGACUACUACCUCUUGGCCUCCGUCAGCCAGAAGGACCACCACUGCCACAGCUGGCCCACCACCUGCCCCCGCAAGACCAAAGAGUGCCUCAAGGAGUACGCCCACUACUUCCUAGAGGUCACCCUGCAAGAUCAUAUUUUCUACAAGUUCCAGCCUUCGGUGGUCGCUGCAGCCUGUGUGGGGGCCGCUAGGAUCUGCCUUCAGCUUUCUCCCUACUGGACCAGAGACCUGCAGAGGAUCUCAAAUUACUCCCUGGAGCAUCUCAGCACCUGCAUCGAAAUCCUGCUGAUAGCUUAUGACAAUGUCCUCAAGGAUGCCGUCGCAGUCAAGAGCCAGGCCUUGGCAAUGGUGCCUGGCACACCCCCAGCCUCCACUCAAGUGCUGUUCCAGCCGCCCGCCUACGCUGCCCUCAGUCAGCCGACGACGCCGGCCCUGGUGCAGUUCCAGACCCCCGUGCAGGACCUGUGCCUGGCCUACCGGGACUCCCUGCAGGGCCACCGUUCGGGGAGCCUGCUCUCAGGGGGCACUGGCUCAUCCCUGCAUGCCCCAUACCCCACCCUCCAGCCUCUGGACGUGUGUCCCGUGCCCCUCCCCACAUCCCUCAGCAUGCAGAUGGCCAUUGCAGCCGAGCCCAGGCACUGCCUCACUGCCACCUACAGAAACAGCUUCUUCAGCGGGAGCCACGCGUUCCCCACAGGCUGCUUCGAUAGAUAGGGCCCCUUUGGGCCACGCAGGGAGGCCUUGGAGACCCAGGCAGAGGAAGAGGACACUGGCGAGGGAAGCUCAGCGGAGCAAGGCAACUGGGAGGCUGUCCCCGCAGAGCCUCGUUGCCCUUGAAUGGAGAGGGUCCACGCUCUUUUUAGUUAAAACUGACCCAGAGCAAAA